Messenger RNA from Daphnia carinata, 927 nucleotides. It is a transcript of the gene AlkB, whose product is annotated as nucleic acid dioxygenase ALKBH1-like. Gene Ontology annotation, biological process: oxidative RNA demethylation. Gene Ontology annotation, cellular component: cytoplasm; nucleus. The record is from RefSeq and is a predicted model, not a curated record. Gene Ontology annotation, molecular function: broad specificity oxidative DNA demethylase activity; ferrous iron binding; oxidative RNA demethylase activity. The transcript is spliced from 7 exons. NCBI's taxonomy places the organism in Eukaryota, Metazoa, Arthropoda, Branchiopoda, Diplostraca, Daphniidae. Bases 49 to 912 code for a protein of 287 amino acids.
GUCGUCUGCUACAGUUGUGUUUUGUUUUUCGUAUUUAUCAACCAAAAAAUGCAGCAGGAAAGAAUAACAAAUUGUGAUUCAGAUAAUUUCCGAAGAGUGUUUAAAUAUUACAAGCAAAAAUGCCCAUCUCCUGAUUUAACAGGCGUUAUUAAUUUUCAAGACGAAAAGACUUUUGGGCAAAAUGGAAUCAAAACCUAUUCACCCUGCUGUGAUAGAUUGAGUUUCACCUACAACGAUCUAGGUUUGACACCACUAAAGGAUUGGAACAUAUUCACCAUUAACAAACAUCCUGGGCUAUUUUUCAUAUCAAACCCAUUUACAAAAAGUGGAAUAGAACACUGGAUACAACAGUCAUUUGAGAAUUAUUGUCUUCCACCCAACCCAAUUAAUAUUAAACAAAAUAUUGAUAUCAGAAAUUGUAGUGAUGACACCAUCCUUCAAAAACUCAGAUGGGCCACCCUUGGAUACCACCAUAAUUGGGAUACAAAGGAGUAUGAUGAAAACUAUAGAGAUAAGUUUCCUUGCGAUCUAAGUCAGCUUUCCUCCAUUAUAGCUAAAUGUGUUGGAUUCGAAACCUUUACAGCAGAAGCUGCUAUAGUGAAUUAUUACUCCCUUGAUUCAUCAAUUGGUGGUCAUACUGAUCACUCAGAAAAAAAUCAUGAUGCUCCAUUGAUUUCUAUAAGUUUUGGUCAAACUGCAAUUUUUUUGCUGGGCGGAACCGAGAAAAACGUUGCACCAACCCCGAUGUUCAUCCACAGUGGAGAUGUUGUCAUUAUGUCAGGUCCAUCAAGACUUUGUUAUCAUGCCGUGCCUAAAAUAAUCUCGAAUGCUGAAUUCGCCGUCGAUGGCCGCUGGUCGACAGUCAUGUCAAAAAUGCGUUUAAAUUUAAAUGUUCGCCAGGUCAACCUAUAAAUGCAUUUCACUGAA